Messenger RNA from Triplophysa rosa, 6268 nucleotides. It is a transcript of the gene prtga, whose product is annotated as protogenin homolog a (Gallus gallus). Gene Ontology annotation, cellular component: plasma membrane; axon. The transcript has 20 exons. Gene Ontology annotation, molecular function: protein binding. Gene Ontology annotation, biological process: cell-cell adhesion; axon guidance. The record is from RefSeq and is a predicted model, not a curated record. The coding region runs from base 202 to 3675 and encodes 1157 amino acids. NCBI's taxonomy places the organism in Eukaryota, Metazoa, Chordata, Actinopteri, Cypriniformes, Nemacheilidae.
CCUCAGCUUCCCGGUUCCCAUUUUUUGAAGUUUGUGAACGCUUGAAAUUGAUUGACAGACAAUUCUGCUUAACCAACAAAAGGGGUUUAUGGCUCUCACGAAAAGAUAUAGGCACACGUUUUAGUGACGUUGUCAGGUAACGUUAACGACGACAAAAUGGCUCGGAGAGACCGGCCUGACUGUGUCCGCUAAUGCAGUACGAUGUAUGCUGUACUUCUACUGUGUGUGCGAGAGUCCAGAGAGAGCACCCUCAUGCCAUAUCAUCCCACACCUCUACCACAAGGUCAGAGAGGUGUGACUUCUGCCGGAGGGGCGGGAUUAAUCGGUGUGUUGUGUUUUAGCGAGCUGUUUUUUAUGAGGGAACCACACGAUGUGACUGUAAUCCGGAGGGACGCUGUGGUUUUGGACUGUCAGGCCCACGGCGAGGCUCCGAUCGCCAUCCGAUGGCUAAAAAAUGGAGGAAAGCUUAUAGAGACGGAGCACAUUUACCAGCUCGCCAACGGAUCGCUGCUCAUCUCAGAACCGGGGAGUCGUAAAGACAAAUCAGAUGAAGGGUUCUACCAGUGCCUUGCCCAGAACAAAUAUGGAUCUAUUUUGAGUCAGAGAGCACGCUUGACUAUCGCAAGUUUAUCAGCCUUCUCUCAGCAUCCAUCAUCCAUCACGGUUACAGAGGGAUGGGUCGCACGAUUUGCCUGUAAAAUCACUGCCACGCCCCCACCAAUCAUCACAUGGGAGUUUAACCGAGUCACUUUACCGCUGGCCACUGAGAGAAUCGCAGUGCUGCCCGGUGGCAUUAUGCAAAUUCAAGGAGUUGAACAGGAGGAUGCUGGAAGUUACCGUUGCGUGGCAUCUAACAUCGCCAGUCGCCGCAAAAGCUCAGAGGCCGUGCUGACCGUGACUGCAGCUCCAUCGUCCAGAGUUCCCCAAAGGCCGCAUAUCGUCGCCGGUCCUCAGAAUCUCACCGCAGCGACCCGCAGUAGCGCUCUGCUGGAGUGCAUGGCCACGGGAAGCCCUCGCCCGCUCAUCUCCUGGAGCCGGGCCGACCACAAGUCCAUCGACGUUUACAACACAAAAGUUCUGGGCAACGGAAACCUGCUCAUAUCCGACAUCAAACCUCAGCACGCCGGAGUCUACUUCUGCCGCGCGACCACACCGGGAACCAGGAACUUCACGCUCGCCGCUGCUAACAUAACCGUGCUAGCACCUCCGUCUUUUGUGGAGUGGCCGGAGAGCGUGACCCGACCCAGAGCCGGUACCGCCCGCUUCGUGUGUGUGGCACAGGGCUUUCCCGACCCCCAGAUCACCUGGCUGAAGAACGGCCAAACGCUUCACUCGAACGGACGCAUCAAAAUGUACAACAGUAAACUGGUGAUAAACCAGAUCAUUCCAGAAGACGAUGGCAUAUACCAGUGCCAGGCAGAGAACCAGCUGGGCUCGGUUCUGGCCAUGGCUCGACUGAUCGUGGUGAUGUCAGAUAACCGUCCCAGCGCUCCCAGAAACGUUCAUGCGGACACCAUGUCCAGUUCAGCCAUCCUGCUGGCGUGGGAGAGACCCAUGUACAACUCAGACAAAGUCAUCGCCUACUCGGUGCACUACAUGAAGACGGAAGGUCUAAAUAACGAAGAGUAUCAGAUAGUUAUCGGUAAUGAUACCACCCGUUACAUCAUUGAUGACCUGGAGGCCGGGCGGAACUACACCUUUUACAUCGUAGCGUACAUGCCUGUGGGUGCCAGCCGCAUGUCUGACCAUGUCAUACAACACACGCUAGAGGACGUUCCUUUGCGUGCUCCAGAGUUGAGUCUCAGCAGUCGGAGCCCGACUGACAUUCAGGUGUCCUGGCAGCCGCUCUCUCACAAGCUGAGUCGUGGUUGUGUGUCGAUGUACCGUCUCUCGUACAGAACCAGCGCUGAUGGAGCGAUCGCUCAACACGAGGUGCCGGGACACAGAACCCAUCACCUCUUGAAAGGCCUUCAGCCUGACACCAACUAUUUUCUCCGCAUCGCAGCGGCUACCAGCGUGGGCUGGGGCGAGCCGUCCGCCUGGACGACGCACAGAACACCCAAAGACUCCAGCACUAAAGUGCCCUUGGCACCAGAGCUCCAGUUGGAAACGCUGAACUGCACCACUAUCACGGUACGCUGGAAUCUCCCAGCGGGCAGCGCCGCUGAUCUGCAGGGCUACAAACUUUCAUAUCAUGAGGAGAGUCAGCCAGAGGGACCCCCGACCCAAAUCCCCCCACACCAGCGCCAGCACACCAUCGGAGGACUUGACCCCAGAAAGAAGUAUCAUAUUAAAGUGUUGGCAUACAGUGUGCUGGGUGAAGGAUAUCAGGCCGAUCAGACCAUCAGCACACCUGGAUGUGUUUCCGUCCGUGAUCGUUUGAUCCCGCCCCCUCCGCCGCCUCAUCACGUGUACGCCCGCAGUAACAGCUCCAGCUCUGUGUACCUGCACUGGGGUCGACCCGCUUUCACCGCAGGACAAACCGUCAACUACACGGUCCGCUGUAAUCCUGUCGGACUGCAGAACGCCUCGCUGGUGCUCUACCUGCAGACUGACGCUCAGAGUUUGCUGGUCGGUGAUUUGGAUCCAAACACAAAUUACGAGUUUGCCGUCCGUCUUCACGUGGAUCAGCUGUCCAGUCCCUGGAGUCCUGUGGUUUACCAGCAAACACUGCCUGAAGCUCCCUCUCGCGCUCCUGUGGGGGUCAAAGUCAGUCUGAUCGAGGGAGAUUCAGCACUGGUGUCAUGGAAACCACCCGACGAGUCCAACACCACUGUGACAUGCUACACCAUCCUGUACGCAUCACGCAGAGCCUGGGCGGCUGGAGAGUGGCAGAUCCUUCAGAGAGAAGGGAGCAUCACUAUGGCUCUGCUGGAGAAACUUCAGUCUGGUCAGGUGUACCUGGUGAAGGUCUCAGCGUCCAAUCAGAUGGGAGAUGGGCCGUUCUCACCUGCGGUAGAGCUGACUGUACACUCUGCUCAUGCUACAGCGUUUUCGGGCGGCUUUUAUGAUCUGGAUCAGCGCUCAAUGACCGGUAUAGCGGUGGGCGUGUGUAUCGCUUUAACCUGCAUCCUCAUCUGUGUGCUCAUACUGGCCUGCAGAAGCAAAACCAGGAAAUCCUGCACUGCCAAAUCCAUCAGACAAGGAGGACUGACUCCACCCACUGCUGUCCAUCUGGCCAAUGGGAGUCAAGCUGAAAGUGCAGAGGAGAUGAUGCCUAUGAUGAGGGACCAUUUCGUUGACGCGAAGGGAGGAACAAAUCUGAUCAUUAACAGUGAUGGUCCGGUGAAGCCCACCAAUGAGAAGAAGAGAAGCAGAUGGAGCUUCUUCAAGAAGGAUGAGAAGGAUGUGAAGAAAGUCUCCAGUCCCUCUUACUCGUAUUACCCGGGCACCACUCUUCUGAGUUACACCGAAACAUCGCCCGGAUCCCCUCGCCAUCAGCCGUCCUCUCUGCAGGGUCUGUUCGGGUCAUCAGAGGGCAACAGCGAGGGCUCUCAUUCCAGUGAGACGGGAGACUCUGGGCGUUAUACUCAUGAUGAUACGGAGGGAUCCAGCAGCCGUCCGGCCUCCCUGCGGGACGAGGAGAGCGAAGAGUCAGACCGUUACGUGAUAGAGACAGAGCAUCACCUCUGUGUCAAAAAUGCAGAGGAAACGACACCUUCCCAACCCGUUUAACCCAAACCCAGAGCUCUCUAACGCCCCCUGCUGCUUACACAGACUCAUUACGGGCUGUUGUGUCUGUGUUUCUUGGUGAAUGUGUUAUUUGUUUCUCGCUUUUGUUCAUUCGUUUUAAAUGAUUGUGUGUUUGAAAGAAGCUAAAAUCUCACCCACCAUGAAUGUUUUAAAACGUCAGAAUAUGUUUCUGACGUUGGCUCCCAGUGAGGAUGGAAAGCUCACAUUCUAAUCUACCUCAGUUUACCCAUGAUGAGAUUUUCCUGCUCGGUAUUUAAUAUCUGCUUACACGUUCUUCCGUGCAGCAAUAAUUCUGCUAUUUCUCGAAUUUGUGUGUUUGUCCGUGUCUGUUUGAUUGUGUCAUCCUGAAGUAUGGGGUUGCAAGGAUGCAUCGUUGUAUUUUCACUCAGGAUCAUAGUUUUAUCUUCCUCAGGUAUAUGAACGUUAACAUUUCCGAUGAAUGUUUUAUUUGAAGACGUUUGUAGACGAUUGAGCGUUUUGUGUUGACGUCUCCACUCCGAAACUCAAGAGGUGUCUCAGGUUCCUUGUUUGUGUGUUUUCGCUCUUAUAGUUUUGUACUACCUCAUUUGAAUGUUUUUUUUUUUUUUUUUGUAGUUUUGUUCAUUUUCUUUAUCUCAGGGAUCAAGAGCCGUGUGUGUGUGUUUUAUACCGUGAUUGACAGGGUAUCCUUGUGCUGCGCUGAAUGUGUGUUUAACCUCUGUCAUGGAGAUGGAUUUCUUGGUUUAUUUCUUUCUCUUUUCUAUUUUUGAGUGUGAAGUUACAGAAAGCUGCUGACGUUGAUGUGUUCUGCAGAUGCCGAUAGCUUUAAUAACUGGCCUUAAUGUAUGAAGAGCUGAGCAGAGAUACGAGUGGAAGAGAUUUUUACGAUUGCAGUCUGAUAUUAUGGAGUGAAUGUUCUAAAAACCAAAGAUAAUAAUCUAAUCUUAAGUAUACAAUGAUCAUAAAUCCACUAAAGAUCUAUUUUUCUUGAAAUAUUACUACUACUGAAUAUGUGUUUUAGUUACUUUCGUGCUGUGGUAUAGUCAAAGCUAUUUUAGAUUUAGAAACAGAAGUCUAGCACUUGUUUGUUUUGUAUUUCGCUAGGUCACGCAACUGAAAUGUGCAACGGUGACGCGCCAAUCAUCCCUAAAUCUGUUUGCGUCUUUCUUUUGUCUGAGCUGCUGGCGUUGGCUGGAGUUCAGGGUAACCGCGCUGCUUUUAUGACCCGAGAGACGCUUUGCCAAUUUUAUGACCUUGAGAAGUGAAAAUGUGGUCAAUCAAUAUUAAGACAAUUGAUGGUUCGAUGCUUUCAGGGUGAAUCUCACAAAACAAGAACUUGACUUUAAAGCCAAUUUUAGUGAGUGAAUUGCUAUUUUUAUUUCGUGGUGAAAUAUGGCUGAUUUUGACAAAUUAUGUGAGAUUCACCCCUUAAACCAAAUAUCGGCUCCCCCCAUUAGAAUUUCAAGCUCCACGUGGAUGUGUUUGUGUUGUACAUGGAGAUUAUAUGCAGAAGAGAGAUGUUAUUAUAUUAUCAAUCAUCAUUCAUGUGUGGCUGAAAUUCUUCUCAAUCAGGGGAAAUUGAUCGGUCUUGAAAGGCCAGUACAUGUCAAUCAACGAGACACAAUCAUGUUCUAAAGUUUUCAUUUCAAACGCAAACAGCCUGAAACCAAAGAUUGUUGUCACCGUUGCACAGAAGAUCAUUGUAGAUUCCUUUCUAUUCGCAUGAUGUUUGUCGUUUUUCUGAAGAUUUUCUACUUGUGGAAAGAGCAUCAGCUAACCAAAAACCGUGUCAGGUGGUCAGAAUUUUAAUUGUUUAUGACAUUCAAGCAAACCAAAGAUGAUGGAUUACAAAUGUUUUUGUUUCCUUUUAACCCUUUCUCACUGGAGGAGAAAUAUUGUGUUGUUUUUUCGUGAGCUGGAAGUGGUUUUGAGGCUAACGUAUAUGCCCUAAAUAUUGACUAAAUGUUUGGUUUGCUUUCCUUGUUGGAAAACUCAAAGCUUUUAAAACCGUCCUGAGUUUGUUUGCCCAUUAAGACCAGUAAACCUGCUUAGGCCGGUUUAAGAUGUGUUGUUUAGUAUAAUUUGAUGCUGGAAAUGUUUUUAUAUGUAUUUGAAAAUAUCUUAUUGUGUUAUAAUAACAGUAUUAAUCUGUUAAGUCUGCGUUGUGAAUUUUCUUUGUGCAAGUGUAAUUCUACACAUCAGUUCAGAGUUUUACUCAGGAAAACAUAUUAGUCCAGUUUCACGUCUCUGCAUUCUGUACUGAAAUGUGUAAUGCGCUUGCUUAAACUUCAUUUCUGUUAUGUUGUUCUUCUGUUCAUGUGUUCUGUUGUGAACUGAAGUGAGAUGUGAGAGCGCUUCAGAAACUCUGUGUGUUCAGUGCACUGCAGUAACCGCAUCUAUAAGCCUUAAAAACGGAAUGUAUUUCUCAGUAAACCUCUUUUCAUUCUUUGAUUUUCUUGUUACAAACAAACAUGUACCGUGUGUUUAUUGGGAGAUAUUUGAUUCCUGUUGAACAAUACAGGGUAAUGUUUACAUCAUGCAUUUGGUUAAACCCCACCACAGAAUGUUCGUUAUAAAGAAUGAUUUCCAAUUUAAA